AUGUCCUCCAACGUCGGCCUCACAACCCCGCGCGGCAGCGGCACAUCAGGCUACGUGCAGCGCAACACAGCCCUCCUGAAACCCCGCAACAACGGCUACGGCGCCCCAUACCCGCCCAUCAGCGGCGCAAACGGCAGCGGGCCCAUGGACCGACCGUUCAAGCAGCGCGUACCGGACAAGCAGAUCCUGGAGCACGACCGCAAGCGCGCGAUCGAGGUGAAGGUGAUGGAAGAGCGGGAGCGACUGGAAGAGGAGAACGAGCGGAUUGAAGAGGAGGCGGGGGAUAAGAAGAAGAAGGGGAAGGGUGGGGAUGAUGGCGAGGGGGAGAAGGAGAAGGAGAAGGUUCUCACUGAAGAGGAGAUUGAUGAGCGAUGUGAUACGCUUCGGCAGCGGUUGCUGAAGGAGCUUGAGGAGGACUUGAAGCGUGCGGAGUCGGGCUUCAAGAAGCCUUUCUCUGGCUCUGGGGCUGGGGCUGGUAGGGACAGGCGCAAUUUUAAGUCUUAUCAGGUUCAUGAGCUUGCUGAGGCGAAGAUUGAGGAGACGGAGAGGUUGCGCAAGGCUUUUGGGUUGAGGGAGGAUCGGGAGACUGGGGAGAUUUCGAGUUCUCGUGAUUAUCGGGAGAAGAGGAGGGAUUAG
Molecule: messenger RNA, 636 nt
Organism: Penicillium roqueforti
Lineage: Eukaryota; Fungi; Ascomycota; Eurotiomycetes; Eurotiales; Aspergillaceae
Gene: cwc21
Product: U2-type spliceosomal complex subunit CWC21
Exons: 1
Coding region: 1-636 (211 amino acids)
Source: RefSeq, a predicted model, not a curated record